Anarrhichthys ocellatus (wolf-eel) is the source of this 2003-nucleotide messenger RNA. RefSeq names its product phosphatidylinositol 4-kinase beta-like. The record is from RefSeq and is a predicted model, not a curated record. The coding region runs from base 158 to 1939 and encodes 593 amino acids. The transcript is spliced from 4 exons. Lineage: Eukaryota; Metazoa; Chordata; Actinopteri; Perciformes; Anarhichadidae.
ACACACCACGGUUCAGCUUUGCGUGUCUCUUUCCAGACCAGCAGAAUAUUUUUCAUCAGAAGUGAAAGUUUUGGACUAAACUAUAUUGAGUGAAGACGAGCGACCUUCAUCACACUAUCUCUCUCUGUGUCUCUUUCUUUAGGCCUGCUCCUCCAAAAUGGCCGACGCUGAGGUCUCCUUGUCCCCGGCUCUGCGGCCACUCCACCUUAGCCCCUCCCACUCAGCCCCAACCCCCCCUCCUCCUCCCGCCUCUUCCUCCUCCCCCACCACCUUCUCCUGCCCGUCCUCCCCCUCCAGCGCCUCCUCUUCCUCCUCCUCUUCCUCCUCUUCAUCUUGUUCUGAGAGCUCUUCUGACUGCCCCGUCCACCAUCACCACCACCAUCACCACCAUCACCCACGCCCCCAGCUGCAUCUGCCCCCGCCCCCCCACAGCGAGCAGCCGUCCUCCCCCAGCGCCAGCCCCCGCAGCUCCAGCCCCAGCGGCAGCAUCGGCAGCACCGGCAGCCUCGGCAGCAGCGCCAGCGAAGGCAUCGGCAGCAGCGGCGUGUCGAGCGGUGGCGGCGACGCUCGAGGCCCGAGUCCCCCGCUGGACGUCAUCUCAGAGGACGCCAUGGAGAUGGACCUGGGGAUCGACCAAGUGAUCGAUCCAGAAGUAGCUCUGAAGGCUUGCCAGGAAGUUCUUCUUAAGGUCAAGCUGCAGAACAGAGAAGUGCCUGAACAGCAACAAGUUGACAACAAGCGACAACAGGAGGAUCAACAACAACAACAACACUUCACAGACUCAACGGAGGGCUCCGGUCCACAGUGGCACGUCAGCCCGGACACCAGCUCCAUCAAAGAAGAAGACGAAGAAGAAGAUGAGGAGGAGGGAGAAAAACGAGAAUCACCUCCUUCAGCCCGACCGGAGUCUUCUUCGCUGCUGUUGGCGUCGCCGUCGUCGUCUAAGCAGUCGUGGCUGCUGCGCCUGUUUGAGUCCAAGCUGUUUGACGUCUCCAUGGCGAUCUCCUACCUGUACAAGUCAAAGGAGCCGGGGGUGCAGGCCUACAUCGGGAACCGGCUCUUCAGCUUCCCCGACAGCGAGGUGGACUUCUAUCUGCCGCAGCUGCUCAACAUGUACGUGCACAUGGACACCGAGGUGGGCGACGCCAUCAGACCGUACCUGAUCCACCGCUGCAGAGGAGGUAUAACCUUCUCCCUGCUGACGGCGUGGCUGUUGGGAGCUUACUCCUCCGACAUGCACAUCUCCACCCAGCGUCACUCCAGAGGCACCAAACUCCGAAAACUCAUCCUGUCCGACGAACUCAAACCUUCCGCUCCUCCGCCGGACGCUCGCGGAGCCGUUUUGGCCUCGGUCUUCGACGGCCCGUCGUCGUCCUCGCCGUCGCACCGCCGCUGCCACCGGAGACACAACAGCAGCAACAUGGACUCCGCCUCCUCCUUCUCUGCAGGUGGCGGCCCCUCCCCCGACAGCCCCGCACUGGGGGAGGGGGAGGUGUUUGUUUCCCCGUCCAGGAGGACCCACCAGAGAUCCAAGUCAGACGCCACCACGGCGAGCAGCGGGACCGGGUCAGGCCUCCGGCGGACAGGAAGUAACCCCAAAGUGGAGGCUGUCCAUGAGGAGCCGGACCGUCUGCGUCCUCAGCGGGAGCUCGUGAAGUCUCUGCUCUGCAUCGGGAAACGUUUGGCGACGCUGCCGACCAAAGAGCAGAAGACCCAGCGGCUGAUCUCAGAGCUGUCGCUGCUCAACCACAAGCUGCCGGCACGAGUCUGGCUGCCCACUGCCGAGCGGCAGCACCACGUCUGCCGGGUCCCCCACACUCAGGCCGUGGUGCUCAACUCCAAAGACAAGGUGAGGCGUUCAAUGACAGCCAGUUAUUCUCAGUGUUUCACACCAGUUUCAUCUCUCUGGGUCCAGUACAUAGACAGGUCCAGGACGUAGUUAGCCUAGCUUAGCAUAAAAACUUGAAGCAGGUUGAAACUGUUAGCCUAGCUUAGCACAAAGA